This is a messenger RNA of Penicillium malachiteum, 3192 nucleotides long. RefSeq names its product TBC domain-containing protein. NCBI's taxonomy places the organism in Eukaryota, Fungi, Ascomycota, Eurotiomycetes, Eurotiales, Aspergillaceae. The transcript has 2 exons. The record is from RefSeq and is a predicted model, not a curated record. Bases 1 to 3192 code for a protein of 1063 amino acids.
AUGGCAGAGCCCGGCCCGCAUUUACCGCGACGCUCCUCGUCUCUAGCUUCUUCAGGGUCAACUAGAAGCCAAAGGGCUAGAACAACAUUGCGCACCCAGGCGCAAAAACGACACUCGACUUCCUCCAACCAGACAAACCAGACAACCGACCUCACAUCUUUCCCCUCGCUCUCCCCGCCGGACCACUCCCCCACUUUGACACGAGGCCUGACAAAUACGUUGAUGACGGAUGAGAAUGGUGAUGGGAUAAAUGAGACUGGCCGGGGACGGAAAGCGACCUUGGCAAAGCUCACGGGUGGUGUGUCUCAUAACACAGGUCGUGCAGCCCUCUUUGAUGAUUCGAUUUCUACACACGAUAUCCCCGGCGCACUGCAUUUGGCAGAUGAUGCGCCCAUUGAGCGAUUGAUUGCGAGUACCGGAGCCUCAGGCAAUUCGCUCGCGAUCUGGCCCAAACGGGAUGCCGAGAUCUCGGCUCUGAGGCAGCGUGCCGAUGUUCGGGAACGGGAGCUCAAACGUAUGCUCCGUGAAGUUUCGGUAUCCAACCAGGAUAUUGAACGCCGGCUAUAUCAGCUGGAGAACCCGGCCGGCGAUCGAGUCUCGGACACUGACAGUACUCACAGUGGUGACCAGGCGUCUCAGCAGUCAUCGUCUGGGCUUAAUGGGCUGAUGUCUCAGGCCAUGACGGAUGCAGUGGGCUCCCAGGUCGAUGUAGAAACGGGUAUUGCACCUGAACAUCAGGCCACUAUUCGUGCACAACGACCGGAGAAUGCUGAUGGACUGCCUGAGUAUACUACUAUUAAUCGCAAGCGGCAAGGCUCGCUCCGUGGCUGGCAGGAAUAUCUUUUUGGUUCCACAAACGCUAGCCGGAAGACUAGCCGCGCGAGCAGUGUGACGAGUGAUAUGCAAGGAGUUGCAGAGGAAGAUAUCGAGAGGGUUCGAGUACCGAGCAACCCUUCAACUCGGCGCAAAGCUCUUGAUGACCAGCUGUUUCAGCCUCCGGGUGACACAUUAGCAAAGCGUGUUGCUAAUAACUCUACCAACGGUGACGACUCAAGCAUCCACUCGCGAAAAUCUUCGCGCUCGCUUGGUUCGUGGACUGUAAAGUUAUUUGCUGGUAAUACUCAAGGAAAAGAUAAUAGUGACUCUGAAAGUGGCCGCAUCAAACCUCCAUCAGACCCUAGUCUUCUGCCACCCGGAAACCAAAAGGGUGCGAUGAGUGCGGUGGCAGCUUUGAAAAGAAUCAACAGCAAUACCAAUAUCCCCUCCACUCGGUCCGCAGGUGGUGCAAAUACUAUCUCUAAGAUGAAUCCAUCGAGUGUCCGGAGAACCCCGGCAGGGAGUGUGUCACAGGGUGCAACACCCGAAGGCACAGACAGAAGCUCGACCAAUCUUGGCCCUGUUGAGAUGGAUGCCAUCCUACCCAUGGAGUCCCGGCCUCCAACCCUUGCGCCUAUCUAUAAUAAAUCGGUGUCCGGUGAAUUUCUCACUGAUAGAUUUGGGUUCAUCUAUGACCAGCGCCGAAAGCGGCGUGAGAGAGAAGCAAACACGGCAAAGCCCACAAACCCUCGAUUGAGUAUUGCGGAGACACUUGGAAAUCUCCGUAGCGAUUCAUCCGAUGCGGAUGAUGAUUCCAUCAACCAACGGCCUGACUCUAUCAACAUCCCCGCAUCUCCCACUGGCUCACCUGAUGACCCUGAAAGUGGGCAUGUUGGAUUGCGUCGCUGGCAGGAUUACCUGAGAAUACCCUCGCGCCCAACAGAGCUUCUCUCUCAUACUCCAUUCACCGCCCCUAUAGUUUCUUUAACUACUGCGACGGAUAGUCGCCCACACAGCUCGUCGAUCUCAACGGACAAAGGCCUGUCAGUCAACCCUAGUCCUCAGCCAUCCGCAAGCACAUCAGCAGUCACAGCUGAUCGACCUGAAUUUGCAGGCACGAAUUCAGAUGAACCAGCGACAAUCUCCACAAACAGGCUAGGCGCUGCCGAGACCGAGCCUGUUAAGCUAUUGUUGGAGCAAUUAACUGAUCUCCACGAUACGCUGCAGCGAGAUCGUACGGUGCGGUGGAACGAGUUUCUCCGUAAAGUUCGCGCAGAGCGCCGUAAAGAAGGAGAAGCUGCGGCGGCUGCAUCCUCAGACCGCACCGUCGUCACUGCAGUUGAUACGCCGGAGGCCACUCUCACUGAUGGCGAAAUGAUUGGAAUCGCCGGACUUGGAAAUAAGGGUAAAGUCGGACGUGCCAAAUGGCGCGAAUUCCGCACGCUUGUGCUCGGCGGUAUUCCUGUCGCUCUCCGUGCGAAAGUCUGGUCUGAAUGUAGCGGAGCUUCUGCCAUGCGCAUUCCAGGAUACUACGAUGAGCUUGUCCGCGGCAUUGGAGGUACAGAGCCGGAUCCAUCGGUCGUCGCACAGAUCGACAUGGAUAUCCGGCGUACCUUGACUGAUAAUGUCUUCUUUCGCAAAGGGCCAGGCGUUGCAAAACUCAAAGAAGUGCUCUUGGCAUACUCACGUCGCAAUGGAGAGGUCGGGUACUGCCAGGGCAUGAAUCUUAUUGCCGCGUCUCUGUUGCUUAUCAUGCCUACGGCUGAAGAUGCAUUUUGGAUCUUGGUCUCCAUGAUUGAGAUCAUCCUUCCUCAACACUACUAUGACCAUGGUCUUCUAGCAUCUCGCGCUGACCAGGUCGUGCUACGCCAAUACAUCUCCGAACUUCUGCCCAAGUUGUCUGCUCACUUGGAAGACCUUGGAAUCGAAUUAGAAGCUCUGACCUUCCAGUGGUUCUUAUCCGUAUUUACAGAUUGUCUUUCUGCAGAGGCCUUGUACCGUGUUUGGGAUGUGGUGCUGUGUCUGAAUGUGACGAGCACAGUUGUUCCCAACGGCUCUGCAUCGACGACCAAAGACGGCAGUGACAAGAUUGCCCCAACAGCGGAGGACCUUGCUUCUGGGAGUGGCGGAGGUAGUACAUUCCUGUUUCAAGUUGCAUUGGCACUUUUGAAACUCAAUGAGCCGCAACUACUCACAACUUGCUCUACCCCUGCUGCUCUCUACACCUACAUCAAUCACCAAAUGACCAAUCACGCGAUCAGCAUCGAUGGCUUGAUCCAAGCUAGCGAAGCGCUACGUAAUAUGGUUCGUCGGGAGGAUGUUGUGACUCGUCGUGCUGUUGCCUUGCGUGAAAUGCGCGAGUUCAAUAGCACCUGA